Messenger RNA from Stereum hirsutum FP-91666 SS1, 213 nucleotides. RefSeq lists its product as uncharacterized. The annotation marks the transcript as partial. The record is from RefSeq and is a predicted model, not a curated record. The transcript has a single exon. Lineage: Eukaryota; Fungi; Basidiomycota; Agaricomycetes; Russulales; Stereaceae.
AUGCAGCCACAGAUUAGACAAGACAUUGAGCCAUCAGACCCGGAUAGAGAUGUGAAUAUCACAGAUGUAAUCAAUGAAUGGUCGUUGAACCAAGAACAAGCUCGGGCAUUCCAGAUAAUUGCUGAACAUAGCCUUCAGAACAAACCUGCACCGUUAAGGAUGUAUCUCGGUGGGCCAGGCGGUACGGGAAAGUCUCGUGUUAUACAGUCAUUG